Molecule: messenger RNA, 4721 nt
Organism: Sycon ciliatum
Lineage: Eukaryota; Metazoa; Porifera; Calcarea; Leucosolenida; Sycettidae
Product: EF-hand calcium-binding domain-containing protein 5-like
Exons: 25
Coding region: 210-4250 (1346 amino acids)
Source: RefSeq, a predicted model, not a curated record
UCGAAAAGAAGAGACGGGUUGAUGCGUUGACCAUGGUUGACAUGAUGGUGAUACGAUCGACAAGAGUUGAAUUAGAUCGUCAGACCUAAGCCUCACACCUUUCUUGCGAACUAACUACUUGCUACCUGGUCCGCCAUUGAAUGUAACUCCUGUGUUCUAUCGCUAAAUUUACCGCCUCAUUGACGCGGCGAUUGGCUGCUGCAGAGGAAAUGCCUGAGCAGAUUCCGAGCACCGACCAGUCGGUGAAUCAGCAGGAUGAGCAAGGACAGGAUCUGCAACUGCAUGCCCAGGCAAACGGCCAAGAAGAAAAUGGUGACUCGGCAACAACCAACGACAGUAGCAAUGUCGGGUCUGCAGAAAGAGUAGGAGUUGGUCUGGACUUGUCCUUGAAUGUGACGACAGCCGCAGCGAAGUGGCAACGCAAAACCCGAAAGAGCGGUGUCCAGGAGCGCCUCAGGCAGCGCCAGUUGAACAGAAUUGAUGCAGCUCGCUUGCGUCCAGCCAAGGCCGUGUAUUCCCCGGAACGCAGCGCUUUUAGUCAGCCGACAGCCAGUGCAGACCAAGUGGCGUGCAGUCCUCCUGGAACUCCGACAAGUGACGGGAACACUUUGAACUCGGUCGAAAAAAGUCCAGAGCGUGAGGCGGCAGCUGUUAGCUCUAGCAUAAGCAAAGGCACUGCUGAGAGUCCAGUACAUGUGUCCACAAAUCACAGAGGCAACGUAGCUGACAAACGGAAUCGUUUCAUCAGACGCCAAAGCAGUGUCCAGUUUGAGAAGAUUGGUGAAAUCCCUAUGUCCUUGCCACCUGUGAAGACUACUAAUACUAGUGACACCACAGAGUCACCAGUGGAUCAGCAAGUCACAGCCAUGCCUUCUCAGGCCUCCCAGCAGCCAGCUCGGCCCGCUGGACGGGCAGUCGAUGUGACUCAGUCCACGUCGCUGAAGGCGGUUUGCGAACAAUGGCUGAGGCUGUUGCUUGAUGAGGAGGACCUGGCAAGCGAGGACAGUGUACAGCGCGCACAUAACAUGCAGAUGUGGCUUGUUGUGAACCUCAUCCCAACGAUAACAAUCUGUCUGAGCAAGGUGUUGGAAAGGGCGGAACGCCAGCACGCUCUUCGUAACGAGAAUCCACAGGCAACCUUCAGCCCCAUCAACGCGCUGGCCGAAAACCUAAUGCGUCACAAUCCUAAAUACGCGUUCGCUGAAGUCUCAUCGUAUGACCGUGCUAUGAAGUCUGUUCGCAUAGAACUGGAAGACAGGAGCAGUGACCUGAUGCGCAACGCUUUAGCCCAGGCCAGGCGUGCAGCCAAAGACAAGGCCCGUGCAGAGAAGGAAAGUAUUGACACGGAGAAGGAGGCUGCAGACUUCACAAGAUUUGUGUUGUCGGAUGCGCUUGUGGAAGGCUGGACGUGGAAAGAUUUGGAGAGUGGAAAAUCCUCCGUGAGAAUCUCAAGUGACAGUAUACUGGCCAUCAUGGAGGACUGCAUCAAUGACCCAGCCAUGCAGGAGCUGUUUGAUCACAGUGCGACUCCCGGUGAGAGCAUGUUCUCCCAGCGCUAUGACAUCCUGCCGAUAGAUGAGGAAGUCAACAGUUUCAGUGGAGAAAGCGCUAUUGAGCUCAUCAUGCUCGUCUUAAACACGAACAGCAAGGAUUUCGUAGCCAAAUUUGCACGCAAGCUGAGAGAAGAAGGUCUGCGUCUCGGAUUAGAACUUGCAUCCAUACACAAAAGUCAACUCAUGAGGCAAGCGUUUGCAGAGCUGGACACUGCCGAAGCCAUGAUGCUCAACCGACACAAGCUGCUGGUGCUCAUGGAGAACUUCUACACGAGUCUGCCCGACAGUGAUGUGGACAAGCGGCUCUUGACAUGUCCUUGCCAAUUUCCUGUUGUGGAUAUUCUCGAGCUUGCAGUCCCACCCAGUCAUCAACUUGACAGUGUACCAGAAGGUGAUAGUAUGGAAGGCAUGACAGCAAGUAAUGCUGCUAAAGCAGAUGUGACCUCACUGCAGAGCAUGUUGGUGCAGGGUCGUCCUCUAUCGAGGCUUGCCGAGAGAGGACGCCAGGUCCCAUCAAGUAUGGAUACCCUCAUUCGAAUGAGAACCGCAUCGCGCAAAGCCAUGUCAGCGCGAUAUGGAGUUGUGGCAGUAAAGCUUGCAGAGCUUCGAAGUCGCCCAACUCCUACGCCUGUGCCUCCCCUUCUGGUGAACGAACUAAGCCGUACGAGACUAGAUGAGGUGUGUGUCAGUCGAGAUCAGUUUUCAGUUAUGAUCAAAAACUUCCUAGGAGCAGCUGACAGCCGCUACCUGAACGAAUUUCUCCAGUUCCUGAAGCAAAGCUACCGGGAAACGGAAAUUGAAGAAAGUGAACGACGAGCCCUGGCACAGCACAGCAAGACGUACCGUGAAGAAGUGGGUAGCAUCGAUGAGCUUUUCGAUAUGAUUGACUAUGACCAAACCGGCGCUGUGGCAUGCAAUCAGGUCUUGACGAUGCUUGCCGGUUGGAAACACCAGAUGGCCGACCACGUAGUAGAGAGAGUGAAAGAGUUCCUUGAUGUUAGUGAGGACAUCGAUGACAUCACGCUGAAUCGUAGAGAAUUCCAGCAUCUCAUAAGAUACGUAGCACGUGACGUGGAUGAGGAGGAUGUCACCGACAUGAAGCGAGCACUUCAUGAAGCCACAGAGCUCUCAGAGGCAGAGCGAACUCGGACGGAAAAGAACCGGCUGGGGUUGGCGUCCAUCUUGUCAACUGGCUCAUGGUGCAGUUUGAAUCCGCGACCAGCGUUUGAAGCUGUCUUCCACACAGUCCAACUGAACCUGAUGAGUUUUGACAAAGAUCGGAAGGUCUCCUGUGCGGUUGCCCUCAUCGUUAAGCCGUCCGAUGGAGGUGAAAGGCGCCUGCAGUUUGUCGCCACGUCACCCGAGGAUACGUACAUGGUUGGCGAAACGAUACCAAUGCUGGAAGACAAUCCAAGUUACAAGGCAGUUGAAACCGGAAAGACGGUGCAUGUGGCUGACAUCAGACAGCAUGGCGCCAUCACCGUCUUCAAUGAAAAGAGAGCGGAGACUGUGACGGGUGCGUUCCUGGCAGUGCCCAUUCUACACGUGCAAACUCGACAGCCUGUGGGUGUUCUGACCAUGGAUAGCAUGCAAGACACUGUGGCAAAACCAUUUGCUAAUUACGAACAACGGUUUGCUGAGCGUGUAGCUGGAGCGCUAUCGCAUGUUCUCUACACGGUGGAGCGGCGUAUGUGCACGUUGAUUGUACUGCAGGAGACCAUGUGCUGGGCAUGCCGAUGCCUUCGCUCCGUCAAGUCCUGUACAUUCUACAUGGUGACGUCACCAGUCAAGAAUGCGGCUAAGCGGCAACCGUACAGUCUGAAGAAAGUGAUCACCUUCCUUGGCCUCACACCGCUGCUGGAUGAACAUUCACCAAACAUUGAGAAUAGCUCAUCUGCACUGGAAUAUCUGUUCAGCUGUGUUGACACCUCGCUACCGGUGACAAAGCAUAUUGAAGGCAAAGUACACAUCGUCUGUCCAGUGCGCGACCAGGAAGGUGCCGUCACGUCCGUUCUGGACUUUGAGCUGGAACCCGAGCGUGAUAAUCUGCUCCCAGUCGAGCAGGAGAAGCUGUCCAGCCUGCUGCAAAGGAUGACCAUUGCCCAGAACGACAUCGGCGGACCGUUCACAAGCCUGGUGGAAUGCUGGGAGAAGAGAGAGUCGAUCCUACAGACCAAGGUCGAUUCGGAAUACGAAUCCUCGAGUUGUUUCGUGGACGAUCUGAGUGCCAGAAUUGCCUUCACAGCGACCUUGCUUGCCGAUGUACAACAUGCCUUGAAGAAGCUCAGCAAAUCUGAUAUCCACGAGUUCAAGACGUACCGAACCCCUCCCGGUGGCAUUCAGCUUAUCUUCUGCCUUGUGAAGUCCAUGCUAUCACUGGCUGCAGCAGGACAGCCAAAAAUCUACUCCAACUGGGCUGAAUGCCAGCAGGCCAUGGUGCAUGACGAUCUGAGGGAGCAGAUGUUAUCGUUUGAUCCCCUGAACAUGAUUGCAAGCAGGGAAAUGCUGGAUGAGCUGGAUGACAUGCUUCUAUCCGUGAGAAUCGACCCAGCGGAGUUGGCGGCACCGAUCGGCUGGGUGCACGAGUGGUGCGUGGCGUGCCUGGCACUGCUGCAGUGUAACCGUCGCCUGACCGCCGUGCAUCAAGGACUCGACGAUCUGCAGUCUGUGCCGACCAGACUGGCUGGACGACUGUGAGCAGGCAUCGCAUCACGUUGAUCAUGUGUUGGUAAAGUGUGGCUUGAUAGCAUUUCUUGACUUCGUUAUGAGGAGAACAGUUGAAUGUAAAUUGUUAAUCCCGUUGGCGGUAUUGACUACAGUCCGGGCCUCUCAAUGGUUUGGCAGCUUGAACAUUUCUUGUGAACAUUUGUUGUAUUCUUGAAGAUAUGGAACUUCACACAUAGGUAUCAAGUCUCUUCUUUUUAGGGUUACAAACCAGAAAAUUCGGCUUCGAAAUGCUUGAUUCUCCUUUAUUAUUUUAUAUUCAGGACAUUGCCUCCGGACAUUUCAUUGUACUUUGAAGUAGUACCUGGUAUUCUUGCAGGUCUUGGUUGAACAAAACACUUUUCAUCCAACCCGCUAAUAUCUGCGACACCACUCUGUGAUUUGCUGCCCAUUGUGCUAAUGGAUUAAUUGUUCAUAUUGAAGAAAAUAAUGUUUGGGUUGUGA